AAAGUAAAAGAAAAGGCCAAAGCCGUCGCCCCGAGGAGUCGCCAUCUCUUCCCUCAAUAUUUUUCCCUUCUCCCUGCGAGCUCCCGUCUCGGUGCUGGAGAUCGGAAGGAGAAGAAGAAAGAAAAAAGAAGCGAAGAAGCGCGAGGAAAAAGAGAGAGAGAUAAAACCCUCGAGAUCUCUAACCCUUUUCCCCUCCUGCUCUCGCUCUCGCUCUCUCCCUCGCUCUCUCUCGAGUCUCGGCGGUAGAGAAAAAGAGAAAGAGACCGCGUUGGUUUGCUUUGCUCUCUCUUCUCUCUGCUCAUCUCUUUUCCCGGCCCUCUCGUUUCGCAAUCAUUUCGUCGAGGCGGCGAACCCCACGCUCUCCCCAAUCCAAUCCCUUCCUCCCUCAGCAAGAUAUAUAGUUUAAAAGCAAGAAGAGAGGAAGAGGAGGCAAUCCAUCGUCGGUCAACGCUCUCGGGGCCCUUGUCGUAAUUUCUGGAAGAUCCGAGGGCGAGAUUCAGUUAAAAAAAAGAGAAUGGGAUCGUUCAGGGGUCACGUGCUGCCCGGGAGCCUAUUCCUGGCGGUGGGAUUGUGGCACAUCUGGAGCGCGGCGGUCCGGUACGUGUCGGACCCGGUGGCGUUUCGGGUCCGGGUGUGGAAUCCGGCGGAGCGGUGGUUCGGCGGGAAGGCGCGGCACCUGGAGCUCUACGUGGUCGCCGGCGGCGCCUUCGUCGACAUGUGCGUCGAGUUAUUGUAUUCGCCUCACUUCCACUACUUCGUAGGACCCGAGAAGAUACUGAAUCCGGCGCACAUGAACGACUUCGAGCAUGGUGGAAUGCUCCUCAUGUUCUUCCUCUUCGGCGCCAUCGCCCUCCUCUCCGAGAAAACCAGCUUCCUACCCAUGCCGCAUGGAGCGCUUUGCCUGAUAGCCGCAUCAGCCUUCAGCGCGGAGUAUCUACUGUUCUCCUUCCACUCCACCACCCACAAGGGACUGGAAGGCUACUAUCACCUCAUCCUUGUCAUCCUCGUCGCCCUUUGCAUUGCCACCACGAUCGCUGGCGCUCUCUUCCCCACCAGUCUCGCUGUGGACCUUGGUAGCGGGGUUUCCAUCACUCUCCAGGGCCUGUGGUUCUACCAGACUGCUUUCACCCUCUACGGCCCCAUGAUGCCCCGGGGUUGCCUCCUCGACGACAACGGAAUCAAGUGCCACUCGCAUGACAGCCAGGUCCGCGCGGAGCUGCUUGCCAACUUCCACCUCUUCUCCCUUGUCUUUCUGAGCUUCCUCUAUGUUCUUGGAUGCUAUGCCAUCGCGGCGGCAUGGUAUGGCCACCCAGAUUUGAGGAAAUUGCAUGCCUCUGCUCUGGCGAGCCAAGAAGGUGAUGGGAAUGGUGAGGUAGAGGCUGCCGGUCAGUUCUUUCCAGGGAUGAUGGCUGCUCAGUGACAAGGAAAAGGAUCUGGAGUUCUUGAAGGCUUGCGUUGCGAAAAGAAGCAAACUGCACUUGAAUGAUAUUUGGAAGGAUUCAGCUGUGAUGGCAGUAGGAUGUUCAUCAUCAUAAAGAUUGCUGAGACAUGGUUUGUUUGAGUAAUUAGGUCAAGCCAGGUCGUGUUAGAUGCUACUAGGAAGGAUAAGAGAAGCCCAUCUUUUGAGAUACAAAAGAAAUGAGGAACGAAAAGAAAAAGAAUCAAAAACCAGGAUGGUUUCAAAUAAACUCUGAUAUUUUAAUGCUCGAGGUUCCUUUUUUGUUGAGUUGAUGCAAUUGCAAUGGAACCAUGAUUAUUGAGAGAGAGAUGAAGAGAAUGACAGCAAGCAACUGAAUUUUGAAGAGAAAGUUUUACGAUUCAGACGGUGUGAUCUUCUUGGCUUUGAAAAAUAUAAUAUAAUUACUAAUAGCACAGAUUUGAGAA
This is a messenger RNA of Phoenix dactylifera (date palm), 1884 nucleotides long. Lineage: Eukaryota; Viridiplantae; Streptophyta; Magnoliopsida; Arecales; Arecaceae. The record is from RefSeq and is a predicted model, not a curated record.